This is a messenger RNA of Stegostoma tigrinum, 1604 nucleotides long. RefSeq names its product tpd52 like 2b (gene tpd52l2b). The record is from RefSeq and is a predicted model, not a curated record. Gene Ontology annotation, cellular component: cytoplasm. Lineage: Eukaryota; Metazoa; Chordata; Chondrichthyes; Orectolobiformes; Stegostomatidae. Bases 126 to 758 code for a protein of 210 amino acids. The transcript has 8 exons.
CUGCUGACGUGUGCACGGCUGACGUGUGCAGUGGGCGCCCGGCUGGCUGUUUGGCUGCUUUUCCUCCCCGGACUUGCUCAUCAUUUCACAGUUACUGCAGCUCGACCUUCCCUCUCCCUCUCUCCAUGGAUGCCCCCGACCAAGAUAUCAACCUUACCUCUCCCAACAAAGGUCUGCCUGGAAACAUGACUGAUGUGCCUGUAGAUACUCCUGCAAGUGGAGAUGGAGUUGUUGUACUAUCUGAAGCUGAAACUGAGGAGCUCCGCAGUGAACUUUGCAAGGUUGAAGAUGAAAUAGCAACACUGCGACAGGUGCUAGUUGCCAAAGAAAAACAUGCUUCCGAGAUCAAAAGAAAGUUGGGAUUGACACCUUUCACUGAGCUCAAGCAAAACUUAAGCAAAAGUUGGCAAGAUGUACAAGCAUCCAAUGCGUACAAGAAGACGCAUGCAACACUUUCCACUGCUGGAUCUAAGACCUCCAGUGCCAUUUCCAGCGUUGGCUCAGCUCUUAGCAAGACUCUGGGAGAGAUUAAGUCUCACCCUUUUUCUCAGUCCUUUAGCAGUUACUCCAUACGACAUUCAAUAAGCAUGCCAGCUAUGAGGGAAUCACCUACUUUCAAAUCAUUUGAAGAAAGCGUUGGAAAUCUAAAGGCUAAAGUUAUUGGUAACGAAAAUAACAGCAAAGCUGGCUAUCAUACUCCUACUGCUUCGAGCCCAACUGCAGAGGAAAAUCUUUCGCAGGACAAUGCACCUUUCUGAAAAGUUAUUCCGCUCAUAUCUGACUCACUCCCAAAUCUACACAAAUUGAAUUUAAUGCAGUUGCAGUCAUCACAUUAAUGUACAUAUGGUUAUUUGAAACCCGUUUGAUGAAAAUUGCAUUACAGCUGAUGUCCCAGAAGUCUGAUAACCAUUUUCUAAUAUGUAAAACUUGAACAAAAAUGUGGCUGUCAGAAUUCUUCUAGCAAAUUUGAAACAACAUCAAAUUCUUGUUAAAGCAAUUGUUGCCAUUUGAAAACUAGCUUUGACUACUGUUAAAACCUCCAUUUCAACAGAGUAGCAAGCACUUGGCACACUACUAUUAACUCCGAUUCAUAUCAUACUAGCCUUACUAUGUGCUUUAAUGCCACUUUUAUAUGUAUGGGCCAACUCUGGGAUGUAAGUGAUAGAAUUUCCAAUACUAUUUAAGCUUGUAUAGAAUGAUUAUUUACCACAACAGACAUUUUACAGGAGUGCUUAUUUGGACAGGGAUUACUUCUGCUUCUGUUGUAUGUCCAGCUGCUUUAAACAUGUAUAGUUAGAACAUUUGUUAGUGACUGAAGCAAGCUGAUUUUUUUUUUUAAAUUAAAACCAAAUCUCUGAUCACAGGCUAGGGUUUAUAUCCAGUGGGCUAUAAAGGGAUAUAAAUGUGAAAUUUUGGUGGGUUUUAAUGGGAUGACAAUGUAGGUUUUAGAAUGUUUUGAUGCUAUGAGUAAUUAUCUUGCCAUUUCUUAUUUCAAACAAAAGGUAUGGGGAUUGUUCCACUGUUCAAUGUAUGCAAGGAUAUAAUUGUACAUUUUCCCUUUCUAUCACUAGAAUGCUCACAAUUAAACAUUGGUUAUUAAAGCA